Messenger RNA from Botrytis porri, 783 nucleotides. RefSeq lists its product as uncharacterized. NCBI's taxonomy places the organism in Eukaryota, Fungi, Ascomycota, Leotiomycetes, Helotiales, Sclerotiniaceae. Gene Ontology annotation, cellular component: nucleus; cytoplasm. Bases 1 to 783 code for a protein of 260 amino acids. The record is from RefSeq and is a predicted model, not a curated record. Gene Ontology annotation, biological process: proteasome-mediated ubiquitin-dependent protein catabolic process. The transcript has 4 exons. Gene Ontology annotation, molecular function: protein binding.
AUGGCCUCUUCAACAGCUACCGCAACACCCUCAAGACUUAAUACAUUUGAGAGACCACUUUCACAUACUGCAUUUGAAAAGCGUGUCGACAAUGUAAAGCCAAUGAAAAGUGACAUCAAUGCUUUGAUAUUAGAUUAUCUCACCACCGAAGGUUAUCCAUCUGCAGCUGCAAGGUUCUCUAAAGAAGCGAAUCUCAAGCCACAACAAGCAGAAGAAUUUGUCAAAGCUCGUCAAGCUAUUCAGCAUUUCAUACAUCUGGGAAGCAUACAAGAUGCUAUCGAUGCAGUCAAUGAGUUGGAUCCCCAGGUUCUCGAAAAUAAUCCAGGCCUCCAUUUCUCACUCUUGCGACUACAACUGGUUGAGCUCAUACGGACUUCCGGCAGUGAUGUUGCUCCUGUCAUAAAUUUCGCCAGGAAUCAACUUGCACCUCGAGCUGCAACCAAUCCAGACUUUUUAGAGGACCUUGAAAGGACAAUGGCUCUACUAGUCUUUCCGCCUGAUAACCUGGAGCCAAAGCUAGCUACUCUGAUACACCCUGACCUUCGAAGGUCUGUCGCAGAUAAAGUUAACAAAGCUAUACUACAAUCUCAGAAUAAACGUCGAGAUGCGGCCAUUAGAAAUCUUGUCCGCCUACGUGUCUGGGCUGAGAACACUGCACGGGUUGCAAAAAAGGAGAUACCACCUAUCAUCGAGCUGGGUCUCGAUAAUGAUGAUCAUGAUAAUAUACAUGGUGAUGGAUCCCAUGCGCAACAAACAAUGAAUGAAGCAAUGAUGAUGGCAUGA